AUGGCAGCGAGUAAUGUAUAUGCAAAAUGCCAUAAACCUUCACCCAGAGAGCAGCAAACUUCGCAGUUCAGAGACCAGAAAAAAGAUAAUAUUUUCCGGAUCAGGCCCACAAUAGCCGGUGUCUGGAUUCCUGAAUUUCAAUCAGCCAACGAGCUUGCUGAGGAUUUGGAUCAUACCCGGACUCACAUUAGACUUCCUGUCAUAGACCUUGAUGGUCUUUUAAAUGAUCAUCACAGGAAGAUUGAACGGGGCUUUUUCCAAGUGGUGAACCAUGGGUUGCCACCCAGUGUAUUGAACAAUAUAAUAGAUGGGGUAAGAAAGUUUAGUGAACGAGAUCUUGAUGAAAAGAAAGAGUUCUACUCGCGUGAUCGAGCUAGAAGAGUGAGAUUUAACCGUAACUAUGAUUUGUUUCAGUCAAAUAGAGCUGACUGGAGAGACACGUUGUCCGUUUCCAUGCCCACUUCUGAUCAUGUUGAACCCAAUGAAUUGCCCACCUCAUGCCGGUAG
Messenger RNA from Durio zibethinus, 507 nucleotides. Lineage: Eukaryota; Viridiplantae; Streptophyta; Magnoliopsida; Malvales; Malvaceae. The record is from RefSeq and is a predicted model, not a curated record.